This is a messenger RNA of Aspergillus affinis, 1323 nucleotides long. RefSeq names its product hydrolase psoB (gene psoB). NCBI's taxonomy places the organism in Eukaryota, Fungi, Ascomycota, Eurotiomycetes, Eurotiales, Aspergillaceae. The coding region runs from base 1 to 1323 and encodes 440 amino acids. The record is from RefSeq and is a predicted model, not a curated record. The transcript has a single exon.
AUGCAUCCCUUCUUCAAGUCCCCCUUCUUCAACUUCGAGUACCUUCGCCUUCUCGCCAUGGCGCCCCACGAGGGCGCCGAGAUCGGUGAGGCCCUCGAAGCAGCCGCCAAAAUCAAGGAUCUCGAACCGGAAUCGUGGUUCAGCGCCUUCCUCGAUGCCGGUAACAAGGCAGAAGAGAUCGCUCAGGAGGCCGAACAAGCAGGCGACCGUGUAUCCGCACGUCGUGCCUACCUCCGGUCCUCCAACUACAUCCGCGCGGCGCAAUUCAUGCUCAACGAGGGCCCGAUCGGGAACGACCAGCGCGUUCUUCCGAGUAUUGAGCGCGCUAUUGCAAACUUUCGAAAGGGUGUCCAAUAUCGCGAUGGGAGAACGUUCUUUCUGGAGAUACCGUACGAAGAUGGGCUCAAGUUGCCCGGCUACCUCUACCUGCCCGAACCUGCCAGGCGCAUUCCGGGUCGCAAGAUUCCUAUCCUACUAAACUCCGGGGGAGGCGAUUCGACACAAGAGGAGAUCUACUUUGUCAACCCGGCAUUUGGGCCCGAACUCGGGUAUGCCGUGGUCACCUUCGAAGGACCCGGUCAGGGAAUUGUGCUUCGUCGCGACAAGCUACCGAUGCGCCCAGACUGGGAAGUUGUCACCAGUGCGGUCUUGGAUCACCUCUUUGACUUCGCCACCCGCCAUCCCGAGCUGGAGCUCGACUUGGAUCACAUUGCUGUCACCGGGGCCUCGAUGGGGGGAUAUUUUGCCCUGCGUGCGGCCGCCGACGCCCGGAUCAAGGCUUGCGUUAGCGUCGACGGAUUCUACAGUUUAGCCAGUUUUGUCGGCGGCAGAAUGCCCGGGCCCCUCUUCCACGGCUUCAUGAACGGCUGGCUGCCCGACGCGGUCUUCAACGGCAUUUUGCGGUCUCUCCAGCGAUUCGACUUCCAAGCGCGAUGGGAGCUCAAUCAUCUAAAGUGGGCCACCGGCACUACCACCGAGGCCGACAUCAUGCGGAGUUUCGGCGACUAUACACUACUCAACCCAGACGGGACCGAGUAUCUUGCCAACGUAAAGUGUCCCACGUUGGUCACUGGCGCUGGAGCAAGCUGGUACUUUGACCCGGCAACCACCACCGACAAGAUUUACGACUGCCUGACGAGUCUGACACCGGGUGUGGACAAGGAAAAGUGGAUCGCCCAGGACAUCGCCCACGGAGGGCUCCAGGCCAAAAUCGGUGCGUUCGGUUACUCGGUGCACAGAACCUUCCAGUGGUUAGACGCCAAUUUUGGGAUUGAGAGAGAGCCAUUGGAGGCGAAAUCUGAUUUGCGUGAGCUGGUCCAGUAG